AUGGCAUUUUCGUGUCCGUUAGCCAAUUUUGAUGAUUUGGAUAGCCAGUUCAAGUCUUACUUAUCAACAAGUUUUGGAGGUGAUGAUGUAAGGAUUUCUCGUUCUACCUGUCCAGAUUCUAAACCUGCAAUAUUCAAGUCUGAGAAGAUGAUCCUUGAAGGCUCCCUCAGAUUUAAGGGGCCUAUGUCCGAGGAAAAUGUUCAUAAAGAGUUUGGAAGAAAGCGAAAUCUGGCUGCCUUAAAGGUGCAGAAGACAUAUAAGAGUUUUAGAAUCCGAAGACAACUAGCAGAUUGUGCAGUCUUAGUCGAGCAGAGAUGGUGGAAGCUCUUAGAUUUUGCAGAGCUCAAACGUAGUUCUGUAUCUUUCUUUGCAAUUGAGAAACCCGAAACAGCUAUUUCACGUUGGUCAAGAGCAAGAACCAGAGCUGCUAAGGUGGGGAAAGGUUUGUCCAAGGAUGAUAAGGCACGUAAACUAGCUUUGCAGCAUUGGCUCGAGGCUAUUGAUCCUCGACACCGCUAUGGCCACAACCUGCAAUUUUAUUAUGUCAAUUGGCUCCAAUGUCACAGUAAACAGCCUUUCUUUUACUGGUUGGACAUUGGAGAAGGUAAAGAAGUAAAUCUCGAAAGAUGCCCUCGAUCGAAGCUUCACCAUCAAUGCAUCAAGUAUCUUGGCCCGACAGAGAGGAAGAUCUAUGAAGUUGUCAUAGAGGACGGCAAGUUCAUCUAUGCACAGAGUGGGAAACUUCUUAAUACAAGUGAAGGACCGGAAGACGUUAAGUGGAUCUUUGUACUGAGUGUGUCCAAAACUUUAUAUGUUGGGCAGAAGAAAAAAGGAACAUUUCAACAUUCAAGUUUCUUGGCUGGUGGUGCCACUUUGUCUGCUGGAAGAUUAGUAGUCGAAGAAGGCGUUCUUAAGGCGGUUUGGCCUCACAGUGGGCACUAUCUCCCAACAAAAGAAAAUUUCGAGGAAUUCAUGUCGUUUCUUAUGCAGCACAAUGUCAAUCUGAGCGUUGUCCAGAAAGCAUCAAAUAAUGAAAAGGAAGAUAGUGCCGUUGGCCUUCGUAGUAGCAUAUCAGCACCAGAUUUCAGUCAAGCUGCCAGUGAAGGCAGCAACGCGAAAGAGGAAGACGGAGAGAGAACUGAUUCAAGCAAAAAAUAUUCCAAGGAUGCUGAAAAUGUAAAUCCACACAUAUCAAGAUGGUCCCGGAAAUUACAAUCAAAAAUUGCCAUUCUUCAAAUUCCCAGGAGGGAAGAUACCUAUGAGUUGUUCAAGACACCACACCAAGGGCCUAACUACGAGAACAGUCAACCUUUAGAUGGUGACUCAGAUGGAUACGAAACACCAGAGGAAUUUUUAUCAGAUUCAGAAUUUACUUUCUCCAAGCAAAACUUAUUUGAUGAUGACGAAAAGGAAGAAGAGUAUGAAGAAUCCAUACCCAACGAAAAGAUUAUCAAAAGAAUAAACUCGCAUAAAGGAAUGAGAUCGUAUCAGUUGGGGAAUCAACUUUCUUGCAGAUGGACAACAGGAGCUGGUCCUCGAAUAGGAUGUGUGAGAGAUUAUCCUUCGGAGCUCCAAUUCCUUGUUCUAGAGGAGGUACAUUUAUCUCCUAGAAAACCAUUUUCAUCUCCUUGUAAAACCACUAGAUCACUUCCGAGGAUUACUCCUCCUAGUCCUACAAGAUUAUGUACAUAA
Messenger RNA from Fraxinus pennsylvanica, 1692 nucleotides. The record is from the annotation of a GenBank genome assembly. NCBI's taxonomy places the organism in Eukaryota, Viridiplantae, Streptophyta, Magnoliopsida, Lamiales, Oleaceae.